AGGAGCAGCAGCAGCAACAGCAGCAAUAGCAGCAGCAGCAGGAGCAACAGCAACAGCAGCAGCAGCAGCAGCAGCAGCAGCAGAAGCAGAAGCAGAAGCAGAAGAGAGAGCAGCACCAACAGCAGCAGGAAUUGCAGGAGCAGCAGCAGCACCAGCAGGGGCAGAACAAUAACACCAAUUAACACCAAGUGGCGUCUGAGAGAGAAUAGGAAGAGUCAGACUGAAAGAGAGAGGGAGAGGGACAGGGUAAGAGAGAGGGAGAGGCAGUAGGGCACAAGCAGGCAAGCAAGCAACCCAGCAGCAGUCAGGCGGGCAGGAAGGAAGGGACUGGCUUGAGCCAUGGCCGGAGACAGCGAUCAGACCCUUCAGAACCACCAGCAGCCCAACGGAGCAGAGCCUUUCCUGAUCGGCGUCAGCGGCGGCACAGCCAGCGGCAAAUCUUCAGUGUGCUCCAAAAUUGUGCAGCUGCUGGGUCAGAAUGAGGUAGAUUAUCACCAGAAGCAGGUGGUUAUCCUGAGUCAGGACAGCUUUUACCGGGUGCUGACCAUGGAACAGAAGGCCAAAGCCCUGAAGGGCCAGUUCAACUUUGACCACCCAGAUGCCUUCGACAACGAGCUCAUCUUCAAAACUCUCAAAGAAAUUACAGAAGGAAAGACAGUGCAGAUUCCUGUGUACGACUUUGUUUCCCAUUCCCGGAAAGAGGAGACAGUGACUGUGUAUCCUGCUGAUGUGGUGCUCUUUGAAGGGAUCCUGGCUUUCUAUUCCCAGGAGGUACGAGACCUUUUCCAGAUGAAGCUCUUUGUGGACACGGAUGCAGAUACUCGACUUUCCCGCAGAGUGUUAAGGGACAUCAGCGAACGAGGGAGGGACCUUGAACAGAUCUUAUCUCAGUACAUUACAUUCGUCAAACCUGCCUUUGAGGAAUUCUGCUUGCCAACUAAGAAAUAUGCUGAUGUGAUUAUUCCCAGAGGUGUGGAUAACAUAGUGGCCAUCAACCUCAUUGUUCAGCACAUCCAAGACAUCCUGAAUGGAGGCCUCACCAAGCGCCAGACCAACAACUGCCUCAAUGGUUACACCCCCUCCCGCAAGAGACAGGCCUCCGAGUCCAGCAGCCGGCCCCACUGACCUCCUGUGCCUGACUCGGCAUUCCUGCCCUGAGUCCUGUCCCUCAUUCACGUGGGAGACGACGAGGAGGAGGAGGAUGAAGAGGAGGCGGCGGCAGCGCUGACCUGUGUAUAUAGUGUUUCCAGCGACAGGACUAUAUUUAAGAAACCACCCUCGGAGAUGAAAUGCCUUUGAUUUUUUUUUGUACUUUUGGAAUGGGCAGAGCGAGAUGAAAGAUGACCCGAGUUUAGGUGAUAAACUGUGCCAAGAGAUACGGGGAUGCUGAAUUUACGAGUCCAUCGUGUAACCAGUUAUAAAUAUAUACAUAUAUAUAUAUAUAUAUAAAUCUAUUUUUGUGUAAAUGUAGAAUAAUGUAAAGCUGUUUGCCGUGAGUGUUUUCCAAGAGGAUAUUGUGAGAGCUCGUGCUUGUAUUUUCUGGGGUAGGUGCUUUAGCCCUGGCAGUGGGCAUUCAUUUCUUAUAUUUCCAGAUAGAAAAAGCCAGUAGUUCCAGAUUCUGUCAAAGAGGGGAGAUGCAGAGGGAAGGACAGCUGAUAAGUUAUCCUGAGUUCUGGAGGAAUUCUGGAAAGGAUUGGCUUCUGACAUUCCUCCCUGUCUUUCCUGCCCAGUGCUGCUCUCUUCUGACAGAUGCCAUCUUCUGGGGCUAGUCCUUAAGGAUAGGAGAAGUUUUAGUUUGUUUAAGCUCACUCUUUUUGGUUGGGAAUGAGGGAAGACCCCAAAAUCAUACUCAGGGAAGGAAGUGCCCUGCAGAAGAGAGUAAGUCUUGAAUGUUCUCUUUGUCGUCCCCUUGCCCAACAUCCAUUUGGUCUUUCUAUUUCCCUUUAUUUUUUCCUUUUCAGUCUACUCAGAGAGGACAAGGUUGCUUCUGGCUCCCGCCAGAUUAAGUAGGAAUUUUGUGAGAUUGUUAUUAUCAUAGAGGCAGAGCAAGAGUAGAACAGGCACCGGGUUGCGGGUGUGUGGGGAUCUCUUCAGAUACUGGCUUCAGAUGAUUCCUGGAAAGAACCGAGUGAUGGCACCCCCAUCCUGUUGUUACACAGCAAGGGAAAGAUCUUGGCUUCUGUGAAUUUCCUUUCUGAUUAAUGACUCGGGUUCUCAGACCCUUCCAUGUGGCCAAUGAUCUCAGUGGUAGGAAGAGCCAGAACAAGAAACUUUAGCCAUUUCCCUCUCUGACCGAGGGGUUAGCUUUGUUUCCUUUCUCUUCCCCUCCAAAAAAGGAUGCUAAAGCCAGAUUCGUUCCCAUCAAUGAUUUUUUUUGACUUCAAAAAAUUUAAGGAUAAUUUCUUUUUCAUGUGACAACUAGGAUAAAAUUGCUGUUACCACAGAAAAGGGUACAGCUCCAUCCUGUGCCUUAGAGGUGCGAGGAGGGGAUGGUGUAUUUCCAUCUUAAAUAAAUGGAAUUCCCUUUCAUUUACAGGGACGUAAACCCCAGCCAGGUGCCCCCUAACAAUCAGAAUACUGUGUAAUUUUCUCUUAGUCUGCAACAGAGACAGAUUCCUCGCUGACUUCUGGGGGCAGGGGUUAGGGGAUCAGAACUACUGGAUUUAUGAGAUAUGAUCUUAAAGUAACACGACUGAUUUUAUUUUAUUUUUUAUAACUUGCCUGAUUGUCUUUAUCCAAAAUUUGUGUGAUAUUUCUAAGUAAUCACCUGGGGGUAUUGGGGUACACCAGGAUGGGGGAAGACUAUUCUGGCAUUCUGGGAACUCUGCCAGUGGCCAUCAAGGACUAGUUUCAAUCACAAAACAAAACCAAUCUCAUCACUUGGCCACAACUUGUCCUUUAAUCCCAGAUGGCACCCCACCCUGUCUUCUUCACCAGGGACUUGGGUACUUCUCAAAACUGAACCUACUCCCAAGGACACAGAUCUGCUAGCCCUCCAAAAAGGUGCCACUUAAAAAAAAAAAAGAAAAGAAAAUCCGUUUUCUCUGGAGAGAAGGGCUCUCUGAAGGCAGUUGAAAAGAAAGGAGUUCCCAGAAUGUUUUAAGCCAUGGAAGUGUCAAUGAUUCAUUGUGCUAGCCUCUGGAGGUGUCCCCUUUGAAAGAGAAUGACAAGCCUUUGUAGGUAGAAGUUCUGGAAUCUUUGUCCUCCUAUUCAGUCACAUUCCUUUAUGAGUCACACCUCAGAGAGCUCUGAGGCUUGGGAGAAGAGGAAAAGUGGAGGGCCAGGAGCCUCAGAAAAGGCAGAGCCUUACCCCUAGGUGGGGGCAGGCUCUGCCCCUGGGAAGUGUCUCUCAGAGAGUCUUUGCCUUGCAGCGGGUACCAUGCUUACCUUUACUUGAAGCUCCCAGGUGCCAAACCAUUUAGUGCCUUGGCAGCCUAUCCCACUGCCUUGUAAGACAGAUUCUUCUAUUGUCACCAACCCUUUUACUUAGUUGCUUCUUCAUCUACUUGUGGUAUUUGGGACCAAGGCCAUCCUCCCAGCAGGUUCUUUUCUCCACACAAUCCACACAAUCCCCCUUCCUCCAUCCCUGCAGUCCUUCUCUCUCCACUCCUGCUCUACCUUCCACCAGUUUGAUAAUGGCCUCUGGCCUUUCCCUGUCACUUGGUGGCAGUAUUUCCAUCCAAAGAGGACUCCCCCAAACUAUAGCACAGAGCAGGGAUUGCCCUAUUGGAGGAAAUCAAGAAGUUCAGGGGCAUGGCCAUGGUCCCUGGGUGCCCUGGGCAUGGUGUGCCAUCAUCUAUAGGCAUGGCAGAUUCCCUCAUUGACCUUCUUGUCCUCUCAUGCCCCUGUGUGGAUGUUGGGAUGUGGACGAAGAUGAGCCCAGAGGUAGAGCAUCCAUGGAGGGUUCCUUCAGAUUCACCACUAGAAGGUGCUAAAUUUCUGCCUUGAAACUCAGGACCUGCAGCCGGGUAGCCAGGAUGAUAUAAUGUGAGCAAAAUCUGGCUUCACCCUAACCCCUGAAACAGAACUUGUUGCCUCCUCCAUCAUUCAUAUCCCAGUUAACCCAAGGAAAGAUGGAUUGUGGGCUAAGGAUUGCCAGGAGAACUACUGGAUGCUAUUGGGAAUGUAGUUGGAUCCAGCCCAGAUCAGUUACAGGUCACUGGGGGCCAGGAGUGGUAAAAGUAGCCGUUGUACCUCCAGAGUACUCCCAAGGGUUCACCACAGCCACCUGGUCUCUGGUGGGGGUGGUCGAUCUCAGGAAAAUGCUUUUCUGCCCUUUAAUGGGUUCUAGAUCGGACAAUUGCCUGGGGGAUUUGAAAUGUCUUUGCUUGCUCAGAGGGAAAUCUAGACUCCUUAAAUCCAUUCAGCAUUGUAUGUAAAUAAGCGACCUCUUGGUAAGAGCCCUCUUGGUCUGGCAACAAUGGAAGGCUAGUAAGUAGCAAGUGUUCUUCUGUGUCCUUCAGCUCAGCACCCCAUCUUCUGCACAUGGAAUCUUCCAAUCCCCAAAGUGGGUUCGAUAUUUUUAGCCCAUGAAGACUAUCAGCUGAGUCCAUAACAAUUGGACCUCUUACAGAAAGGUCUGGUUGAACGUCUGCCAUCUUAGUUGGCCCUCCUAAAAUUUUCUUUGGGUCCACUAGGCAAAGCAUGCUUUAUGAGCUGGAAUGGUGGUGGCAAGCAGCUUCUGCUCAGGAGAGAAACCUGUUGAAAUGAAUUGAGAGCUUGAAGUUCUCUUUACCCAUCGGUGAGGGAAAGUGAGCGACCACUUUCCUCUGGAUCAGGCAAAUGGUUAAACUGCAUAAUAUAGACUGAGAUAAUAAGGGCAAUAAGGGCAAACUGCCCUUGCUAGUUCAAGAACUCUGCCUUUAUGUAAGUGAUAGAGGCAGUAGCUGCCAGUAUCUCCAGAAUUAGGCUUGGGUUUUCCAUGAGGGGUUAGAUUUUUUUGUUUUAAAUUUAUACAUUUGCCUUUUCUGUUUGUUAUUAGUGAUGAAAUACUCUUGCCUAUGCGUAUUCUGUCCUUCCCUGUAAAUAAAGAUGUUAUCAAAAGGAA
Monodelphis domestica (gray short-tailed opossum) is the source of this 5047-nucleotide messenger RNA. RefSeq names its product uridine-cytidine kinase 2 (gene UCK2). Gene Ontology annotation, molecular function: kinase activity; ATP binding. The record is from RefSeq and is a predicted model, not a curated record. Lineage: Eukaryota; Metazoa; Chordata; Mammalia; Didelphimorphia; Didelphidae.